This is a messenger RNA of Copidosoma floridanum, 1568 nucleotides long. It is a transcript of the gene Vamp7, whose product is annotated as vesicle-associated membrane protein 7. NCBI's taxonomy places the organism in Eukaryota, Metazoa, Arthropoda, Insecta, Hymenoptera, Encyrtidae. Gene Ontology annotation, biological process: exocytosis; vesicle fusion. The record is from RefSeq and is a predicted model, not a curated record. Gene Ontology annotation, molecular function: SNAP receptor activity; SNARE binding. Gene Ontology annotation, cellular component: membrane; SNARE complex.
CAGAGCUUGUUUUUUAUGUAAAUCUUUUUAGUUUGUUGGAUCACCUCUUGUGUGAUGCAUUUAAGUACUUACAUCUCACGUUACCAAGUGUCAUAGCUUACGUAUUCGUGCUAAGCACUGCUCGUUUUUGUAACGCAAUAAAGUGGGUGUUUUCAUUUCUAAGCUGUGAGUUCAAUUGCUGUUUUGCAUUUUCUCGAAAGCUAUAAGAAUAUGCAUAUGCACCUAAUGAGCAGAUCAGUUGGUGCUUCUAACUGAGUACUCUAGGAGGCUAUUGUAAUCAAGGAGCAGCAAAGAAGGCUUUCAGUUUGUUGCAAGUGCAGUGCACAUAUAGUACAAGUAGUGCAUACAACCUUAUAAGUACCUACUUGCUCUUUUAGAAACAGUUUUUGCUUAUUGCCCCGAAAAAGUAAUUGUUGGUUGUGGAUCGACGUUCGCAGCUAAGCUCAAGAAGCAAUCAUGCCUCUUUUGUACUGCGUUGUUGCAAGGGGGAACACGGUGCUUGCCAAGCAUGCAGCCUGUGCUGGAAAUUUUGAGGAAGUUACUGAUCAAAUUCUUGCUAAAAUACCACCCCAGAAUGACAAGAUGACGUACACUCAAGGACCCUACUUGUUCCAUUACAGUAGUGAGGAUCAAAUAGUUUACAUGUGUAUAACAGAUGAUGAUUUUCAAAGAUCAAGAGCAUUCCUUUUUCUCAAUGAAGUCAAAAGAAGAUUCAAGACUAUGUAUGCUGAUGGUGCUUUGACAGCAUUACCUUAUGCCAUGAAUACUGAAUUUGGUAGAGUCUUAGCCAAUGAAAUGAAACACUACAGCGAAUCCAAGGACCUGGAUACAAUAUCCAAAGUUCAUGGAGAGUUGGAUGAAUUGAAAGAUAUCAUGGUUAAAAACAUUGAUAAUUUAGCUAUGAGAGGAGAGCGUCUAGAACUACUUGUGAACAAGACAGAAAAUCUUACCAACAGUUCUGUGAAUUUCAGAAAAUCCAGUCGCAACUUAGCCCGAUCGCUAUUUUGGAAAAGUGUUAAGAUGUACGUCAUUAUAGCUUUAGUUUUGAUCUUUGUUGUGUACAUGAUUCUCGCAUUCUUUUGUGGUGGACUAGGAUUAUCAAAAUGCGUGGCUAGUAAUUAAUUUUUUCCAUAGUCAUAUAGCGUCUCAUCAUUACAUCAAUUGCUUGCUGAUUUCGGUCGUGUUAAUCCAGUAUGGUAUAGAAACAUCAAUUACACAUGUAAAAGAAGUGAGAGCGAAUUUAAUUAUGUGAAAUUUUAUAUAAAGACGAAAAAAAAAAUUUGCGUAGCGUAAGAAAGAGGGAGAAAAAAUUGUAAAUAUGUUAUUUUAUGCGAAUUGUUAAUAAUAAUAAUGUAUUAAACGUCGGCUUAAGUUGGAGUGGGCACUAGUAUUGUUGUCAAAAAAGCUCGAAAAUUUUAAUUUUUACUCAUGAAUUCCUUAAAUUUUGAUUUAUUGAAAUUGAACUGAUUGAUUAUUAGUCUUUGAAAAACCUUAUUUAGCUAAAUGAAAUCAGUAUCUUUAUAUAUUUGUACGUAAUUAUUUUUAUUAUACUCUUGUAUUAAAAACGU